Saccostrea cuccullata (small rock oyster) is the source of this 1744-nucleotide messenger RNA. RefSeq lists its product as uncharacterized. The record is from RefSeq and is a predicted model, not a curated record. NCBI's taxonomy places the organism in Eukaryota, Metazoa, Mollusca, Bivalvia, Ostreida, Ostreidae. Bases 245 to 1024 code for a protein of 259 amino acids. The transcript is spliced from 2 exons.
UCUACUUUCACUUUUACAUGUACUUCCAAGAAACCUUUCAAUGGCCAAACGUCAGCAUCGCAUUUCUUUAUAAAGAACAAAGGAACCAAGAGCCUAAGGGUGUGAUUGUUGAUUUAGGCACCGAUUGUGGUAAUUUUCUGUCUAUAAAACCUAUAAUUUUGUCUAUUCUCAAUACUUACAGCGUGUGUUUAUUCUCCGGUUUUGCUAGAUAUCGUGCAGAGUCCGGAAAUAACACAGUUUUAUUAUGAAUAGUUUCAGGUUCAUCGUAAAAGGGACAAUGGACACUAAAAAGAAGUCUAUAUUGGCUGGAAAGAAACAGAAUGGAUCCAAUGAUGACAAGAAAAAGGUCAAAGCAAGGAGAAUAAUUUCACUCCAGACCCAGACCUCAGACGUAAAACAUAAGAGCUCGACUAAAAUUACAUCUAAGAGCAAGUUGUCCAUCAAAGGUAGGAAACGUAACAUUGGCUCUGGUGAUGCCGCGGGAUCUACAUGUAUCAAUCCAAAGCUUAAGGCUGCAAGAGUAGACAGGAAUAAAGAGGAAUCUGAAACAGGGUCUGGUGAUCAGAAAAGGGGUAAAUUAAACGUAGAAAGAAAAUCAAAUAUAAAGUAUGUAUAUCGAAUUCUUCGGCCUGGCGAAAGCUAUAAAUAUGGUCUGUACCCAAAAGAUAUUCAGUCGAGAAUAAGUAUCCAGCAACAUGUGGAAAGGGGAAGCAGAUGCCAAAAAUCGAAGUACAUUUCUUGUUGCAGAAGACUUUGCGCCAUAAAGAGGCUGGGAAAAUUUACAUAUGACACAAGUCAAGUAAGGGAUGUGCUAAGGAUAACCAUAGGCAGACUCAAAAACAACGUCCAAGUUAUAGAUCUAACUAAAGUUGAAAUACGCGAGCGUCACAUCGAACGCUCCUCAAAAGCUUGGGGGUACUCUGAAAGAUCCGAGGAAGUCAUCUUAGAGCCAACAUCUCAUGUACCUCCAGAAUGUUUAAAGAAAAUUGGAGAAAUUCGUUACAAAUUGUUUAGAAAAAUAUAAAUUAUGAUCCUGGUAUGCUUCAUUUCCAAAGGAAAAUUUUAUUGCAUUUAAUCAGCACUAUAGAGGAAGAUUAAUUGUUCCACGUCCUAAUUUGCUUAGAAAUAGUUAGAAUCUAUAAAAUUUUGUUUAAUCCAUGUAUCUUAGGUCCUUGGAGAAUGUCAAUCAAAAAGAAGGUCACCGUGACCUUAUUUUUAACGAAACACGGUUAUAUUAAAUAAUUUGAGGUCCUGAGUCACUCAAAAGCACCAAUCUUUGUCAUCUCGGGUACUUUUUAUCAACUGGUGUCUGUUAAAUUGUUUCACUGUACAUAGAUAUAUUUUUUAAGUUUCCUUAUUUUAAAUUGUAGAAAAAUGAAAUGUUAGACGGACAAAUUGAGAGAGAGAGAGAGAGAGGGAGAGAGAGAGAGAGAGAGAGAAUUUCUAUAUUCUUUCGUUACAUCAAUUUGUUAUUAUAUAGGGGUCUUUAUAUAAUGUAGUGCUUGCUCUGUAUAGUAUGUAUAAAUAUUUUAUCAUAUCUAAGUAUUAUUUUUACAGCACAUGCCGUUUUAGUUUAAAAUAUAUAUUAAAUGCACUUUAAAUGGCAGCAAAAGGAGAACUAUAUCUUUAUUAUUUUAAUAUAUUGUUAUAUAUUAUGAAUUUAUAAUAACUGUUUAUACAUAAUAUAUAUAACAUGACUGUAUAGAAAACAUUCUAUCAUGUGUACUCAUAUUAUGUAUGUAAG